UCAAAGGAGAUCGGUGUGAAUGAAAAAAGCUAGACUCAAGACGUAAACAUCAUGUGGACACUGCUCUUUGGAUCAGAACAAACCAAUGAGAUUCUUAAUUUAAUCUUUACACAAUGGAUUUUCAUGUGUCAGAUCACUGUGAGAGUCCAGAUGACAUGGAGCGAAUGAGGAGGAACAACGUGGACCCUGCGAGACAGACUCAUCAGGUUCUAGAGAGCACUCCUUUGGAUCUGAUUGAGACAGGCAAGUCCCUAAAAGUGCAGGCAGAGCGCCCUCACCUGGUUAGUUUGGGAAGUGGACGUUUGAGCACAGCCAUCACUCUGCUCCCUCUGCCUCCAGGCAGGACCACGUUAGGCUGCGGGGUCACGGAUAUCCAUUUGCAGGGUCCCGGGAUCACACCUCAGCACUGCUACAUCGAGAACCAGGGAGGCACCAUCACGUUGUACCCAUGUGGACACCAGUGCUCUGUGGACGGCCUGCCCAUCACCAACCCCUACCGGCUCACACAAGGGUGCAUGUUGUGUUUUGGUCAGUCGGCUUUCUUCCGUUUUAACCACCCAGAGGAGGCUUUGAGGAUGAAGAGCAUGCUGCCUGCGAGCCAAGUGUUGACCAUGACGAAGACCAAUACAACCGAGUUGCACGGUGUCACAAAUGGAAACCACCAAAGUUUUAAAAACAACAACUUCAAAAUAAACAACUUAUCCAAACCUUUUCCAGACUCUCUGUCCCAGGUGGAUAAAACAACCAAACCAAGUGCUCUUCAGGGCUCUAAUAUUGCAUUGCUAAAUGGAAAAAGUGAUACUACAGAAGAGUCAAUCUAUGAAAAUGUUGGCAGCUUUUUGUGUCAGAAUGAAGGGAACAAGACUCCACCAGUGCCCCCUCGCAUGCCCACUUUACACCAGCCGCCUGUGCCUUAUCCACGGACCUUCCUCUUAAACACUGGUGUACAGACACCACAGGAAAGCCCAAAGCUCCUGAGGAACACGAGGGAAGACAUUUCACCAAGUCCUACACCAAACAAUAGGCCUGGCUACAUCCCAGAUAACAUGACACAAAGAUUAUGUUCCAUCAGUGUGCUCCCUUCUGCUCCGACCGGCCCCCAAACACAGACUCUGCAGAAGAGACCCCCCAGCCCCGUCCUCACCGCCCCCCCUCAGCACAGACUUAAGGCCUCAGAGCUCUCCCCUUCUGCAGGCCGCCCUCCUAUCAGUCCUCACACCUCCAGGAGAGGGACCACCUCACCCCUCUCCACUACACCAGUACUGGGGAGUCCACAGGGCCAACGCAAACUCACAACCUCUUCAAAAGUAGAACCCAUUAGGACCCUGCAUGGACAGAGCCAGUCACCUGUCCCAGGGCAGGACAAAGAGACCGGGACCAGACAUUUGAGGCAAAGCUCUGCUAGAUCCUCUCCUCUACCUAGCCCUCAAAACCAAAGGAAAACCUCCACCAUGAAGUUAAGCUGCAACAAGGAAUCAACUUUUACAAAACCAUGUCCAAGAGAACGUAAGAACAGCAUCUCUGAGAUCAGUGACAAUGAGGAAGAGCUCCUGGAGUACCAUCGGCAUCAGAGAGAGGAGCGUCUGCGUGAGCAGGAGAUGGAGAAACUGGAGCGGCAGAGACUGGAUGCCAUCUUAAAUCUGUGUGCGGAGUACAACCAGGAGGACAGCGCUCUGGACCUGGACACCAUGGUCAGGACAGGGCUGAUCGGGGGCACCACAGAGAGGGUCCCACCUGAAGAUGUGGAUGAGAGCAGCCAGAGAGAGGAGUCCAGCAGCACUGAGAGCACACACCAGGAGUGUGCAGAGCUGCUGGCUGGUCAAGAGAAGAAGUACCUGGAGGACGAGAGGAGCAGGAUUUUAGCGCGAGUAGAUGAACUGAAGCACAAAGUUAGCGAGCUAGAGCUGCAGCUAACAGAGACCAAACAUGAGGUGGAGAUGGAACAGGCCCUGCUACAAGCCGAACAGCAGGCUGAGCAGGAGCAGGUGGAGGCUGAACACAAAGUCAUCGCUCAGCUGCAGCUCAAACUCAGUCAGCUGGACAAGACCACCCAGAUAGAGAAGGACAAGGGGAGGGCUAAAGUGUCGGCUGAGCGGAAGGCCCUGGAAAUGCAGAGGAAUGAGUACAAUGAGCUGAAGAGGCAGUUUGAUAAGUGCCCCCUGUCUCUAAAGGGGCAGUUACAGGAGCAGCUCAGCAGGAAGGCAGAGGCGCUGGACUGUGGGACCAAACAGUUUGAGGAGCUGGAGUUCUGUCAGCUGGAGCAGGAGAGCAGUCUGGACGAGAGGAGAGAAACUCAGAGCUCUCAACUCCUACAAGAAAAGGCCAAUCAUCACUGCAGCAUGGCCCAGAGGAAGGAGAAAGUAACAGCACUGGAAGCUCAAGUGAAACAGCUGGGACUCCAGGCAGUCCAAGAAUGUGAGAGAAUCAUGAGGGAACGGACUGUGAACCUGCAUCUGCUGCAAAAGGAGCAGGACAGGCUGUGUGCUUUGGAAAAGAAUUAUCAGACAUUAACAGGGAAGAACUUUCCAACACCCAACAGCAACAUCAAAGAAGACUUUCUUCACAUCAGCGAAUCAGAUCUUGUUUUGUUGGAGGGUGCUUCUUGUAGCUCAGGUCCCUCUUCUUCCUCCUUGUCCUCCUGUAACCCCUCUCCUGAGCUCAGUACUGACCCUUUCCCCGUUAGGCUGCAAGAGGAAUACCUCAGGCUUUCUGAUGUCUUUAAGAUGUAUGGAAGUGGCUCCAUGCAGCCUCCAUCCUCUCCUGCCACACUGCACUGCUUGUCUCUCGCUGUGCCCUGUGAGGAGUACAUUACAGUCAGUCAGCUCAGCCAGAUCUUUGGGCUGCAGAGGCUCAAUCACUUUCCCUCCACUUCUCUUGCAUCAUUCCAGCUCGCCUCCUCUGAGUCUACUUUCACCUGUCACUCAAACACACCUGCUCCCUCCUCCUUUCUCACUGUCCAGAAUCAACCUGAACUGCCUCCUAUUAACCUGGAGCGCUGGUACCAGGACAUCAUGGCUGCUGGAGAGCCCCAGUCCUGCCCGCCCCCACUGCCCGCCAAAUCUUUCUCUGCGCGAAGGCAUGCGCAGUUACAAAAAUCUAAAUCUGAAGAUGAGGUUGCACAAGUCAUAUCUAGUUCUCAGGUGAGCAAUGGUGGAACUUCACAUGACAAAACGACCAAGGACUUCCAGUUGGUGUUGAAAGACCUCCCUAAUCCCUUAGAUACAGAGUCAAGGAAAUAUUUGUCUUUUCAGAGCAAAGACCCCUCUUCUUCAGUCCAUCACUCCAUUCUGCACCACCAUGCGCCCCCUGUUGGCAGCCAGGCAUUUGACACCCUGAGUCUGGAGAGCUCAGACAGUCUGGAGACCAGUGUGUCUGCUGGUAACUCCGCUUGUUCCCCGGAAAGCGCUCUCGAGGCCCAGCGGAUCGAUGAGAUGGAGAAGAUGCUCAGGGAGGCACAGCAGGAGAAGGCCCGGCUCAUGGAAAACAGAGAGAGGGAGGUGCAGGCGCGGAGGCAGAUCCUGGAGGAGGAGCGCAGGAGGCGGGAGGAGGCAGAGAGGCGGCUGCAGGACGAGGCGGCCCACAGGAGGAGGCUGGUGGAGGAGGAGGUGAAGAUGAGAGAGAAGCACUUCUCUCAGGCCCGGCCCAUGACACGCUAUCUACCAAACUUGAAAGAGGAGUUUGACCUGCGCGCUCACGUAGAAUCGUCCGGCCACAAUAUCGACACCUGCCCCUUCAUCAUCCUCACUGAGAAAAUGUGCAAAGGUCACCUGGUCAAAAUGGGCGGGAAAAUCAAAUCAUGGAAGAAACGCUGGUUUGUUUUUGACCGCAUCAAGAGGAACUUCUGCUACUACGCAGACAAGCACGAGACCAAGCUGAAAGGACUCAUUUACUUCCAGGCUAUUGAAGAGGUUUACUAUGAUCACCUGCGCAGUGCCUACAAGAGCCCAAACCCAUGUUUGACCUUCUGUGUGAAGACACACGACCGCCUCUACUUCAUGGUGGCUCCGUCUCCUGAGGCCAUGCGCAUCUGGAUGGACGUCAUAGUAACCGGCGCAGAGGGCUACACGCAGUUUAUGAGCUGAGUGAGAGAGCGAGGCGGAGGCAGCCACCUGCGGACGAAGAUGAACGCGCCGCUCUAGUGCCAAACGAGCUCAAGGUGAAACCAACCCAAGGAUGGACAUCUGAGGCUCACACAAAACGCCUGAUGCUCUGCAGCAAAUGAGGGUUUAUCGAGACAAAGGUGCUCCCUGAAUAAUGUAUAAGUGUAUAUCCCUUCAGUGUCCCCUCAGUGUUCUCUGUCAAGAGUCCACACACAGCUUAGGCUGAAAAAACAAAAACAAGAGAACAAAGAUAUUUACUUAAUAGCAUUUUGUUUACUGCUUUUACUAUUUGCAUGUUGUUAAGAGCUCAUUUUUAUACUAUUUUUACUUAAAGCCUAUGUUUAACUGUGGCAUAAUUAAUGUUCUCAAAUUCUCAGAUUAUUUAUUAAAAUGUCGCUUGGUGCCAAAUAGUUUACAUUAAUAUUUUACAAAGGGAAUAAUCACUUUAUAUAGUUCAUAUUUAAGAUUUUUCUACAGGCAAAUAAAGCAGCAACACAUGUCUGUAUAACUAUUAAAAAGUCACUUUUUGUAAAGGUUUAAAUAAAUCUAUUAAAUACAUUAUACCACGUAACAAUAUUGUAAACCACUAUGUAAUAAAAGACAAAUUAAAGGUC
Messenger RNA from Periophthalmus magnuspinnatus, 4714 nucleotides. It is a transcript of the gene phldb1a, whose product is annotated as pleckstrin homology-like domain, family B, member 1a. The coding region runs from base 114 to 4082 and encodes 1322 amino acids. Gene Ontology annotation, biological process: regulation of microtubule cytoskeleton organization. The record is from RefSeq and is a predicted model, not a curated record. The transcript is spliced from 25 exons. Gene Ontology annotation, molecular function: protein binding. Gene Ontology annotation, cellular component: basal cortex. Lineage: Eukaryota; Metazoa; Chordata; Actinopteri; Gobiiformes; Gobiidae.